Eucalyptus grandis is the source of this 1142-nucleotide messenger RNA. RefSeq names its product la-related protein 6C. The transcript is spliced from 9 exons. Gene Ontology annotation, cellular component: nucleus. Gene Ontology annotation, biological process: RNA processing. Gene Ontology annotation, molecular function: mRNA binding. NCBI's taxonomy places the organism in Eukaryota, Viridiplantae, Streptophyta, Magnoliopsida, Myrtales, Myrtaceae. The record is from RefSeq and is a predicted model, not a curated record. The coding region runs from base 26 to 997 and encodes 323 amino acids.
UCUUAAAUGGCUAAUUAUCUCUCUCAUGUGUGAUGUGGCAAGAAUAUUCUGGCGAGUUCAGUUGAGCUUGAGAGUGUUUCUUUAUGCACAAAAACAGGCUGAAUAUCUGUUUAGCAGCAUGAGCUUGCUCUCCAAUGACUUCAUUGCUAAACAAGUAAGCAAAGAUCCUGAAGGUUAUGUUCCAAUAUCAAUCAUUGCUAACACAAAGAAAAUCAAAUCCCUCGUGACCAACAAUCAGUUGCUCGCACAAGCAUUGCGGUCCUCUCCAAAUCUCGUUGUCAGUAGUGACGGAAAGAGAGUUAGACGUCGAUCACCUUUCACCGAAAAGGAAAAGGAGGAUUUGCAGUCUCGCACCAUUGUGGUGGAGAAUUUGCCUGAAGAUCAUUCUUACCAUAAUCUAGAAAAGAUAUUCAGCGCAGUAGGAAGUGUUAGAAACAUCCGAAUAUGCCAUCCCCAAGAGUCGAAUUCUUCCCGCCCCAUAGGCGACAUCUUUAUUCGUAACAAGCUUCACGCGCUGAUAGAAUACGACAGCACUGAGACUGCAGAAAUGGCGGUUGAGAAGUUAAACGACGAAAGGGACUGGAGGAAAGGACUUCGAGUCAGAUUACUUCUUCGGCGCACGCCGAAAUCUGUCUUGAAGAAUAGAAAGUUUGAUUUCGAUACUAUACUAGACGAGGAGGAGGGACUACUUUCUGAUCCUACAGACGAUUUGCACCCAAGCAAUUCAGAACUCUGUCUUGAGGCUAAUGCGGAAGAAUAUGCAGCGGGCUUGAAAAAGGGAUGGGCUAGGGGCCGUGGAAAGUUGCGAGGACGAGCACAAAGUGGGCACGGAGUUCUCGCUCCUUCACCGCAGGCGGGCAACACAAUCGUCGUCCAGUCCGAAACCAUGCCAAAGCAGGUGCUAAAGGGCCCGAGAAUGCCGGACGGCACAAGGGGCUUUACCAUGGGGCGAGGGAAGCCAAUGCCUCUCCAAAACUCGAGCCAAUCUAUGGAUUGAUUGAUUGGGAUGCGUAUCACGAGGAGAUGUUGCUAGGUUACGGUUGCGGCUCAAACGGCUAGGUAAAUUGUGUUUAAUAAGCUUCCUAUAAGAUACUGCAAGAUGUUUUUGGGCACAAGAUUUGUCCAAAUACUCGAGCUUUUAA